Messenger RNA from Penicillium angulare, 1359 nucleotides. RefSeq names its product SUMO protease ULP1. Bases 1 to 1359 code for a protein of 452 amino acids. The transcript is spliced from 2 exons. Lineage: Eukaryota; Fungi; Ascomycota; Eurotiomycetes; Eurotiales; Aspergillaceae. Gene Ontology annotation, biological process: protein desumoylation. The record is from RefSeq and is a predicted model, not a curated record. Gene Ontology annotation, molecular function: deSUMOylase activity. Gene Ontology annotation, cellular component: nucleus.
AUGGGUCUUUGGGAUCGGGUCCAGGAAUUGCUCCAGGGCAAUCGCCCAAAGGUGAAAGAGACAUUCUCUCUCCCAGAUAAGGAUUUUGAAGCCAACAAGGGUAAUGAAAUAGUUGAGGAAGAACACCAAGAUGAGCGCUACUUGUCAACGAUACCGGGAGCCUUCCCUACAUCUCGUCCAUCCUCUCCGCAAAUCGUGCCCAGUGAACGCGUGGAGCGCCAUGAUGUUCCAACGCAGGAGUUCAACAACCGCAGGGAUACCACUGUCCUCCCAAUACCUAGCCUUCACACAGACCUCGCCCCUCAUCUUCAUCCCUUAGUAUCGCGAAGUCAAACGCCAGCGUUUGUUCAAACGACCCCUUCCACGCCCGUGAGACCACCAAGUCAGAGGACUUACCAGGAAUUCAAAGAUUUUGACGACCCGUGGGCUGAGCGAUACAAAAUAUAUGAAAGGUUUCCAUUUGGUCGACCUGUUUCGGCAGUACAAUUGGUAUCUCCUCAGUCGAAGCCUCUUCCGGCCGAUCGUAUAGAUUCCAUCUACCGAAAAGAAUGGGAACGACAGCAGAAGGCCAAAUUGGCUCUAGAAGGCGAACAAGGACGACCAGUAAGGAUCAGACCACAGGGCAAAUGCGUUCGCCUGUUGUCAUCGGAUUGGUCGAACAGAGUUUCGAAAGCUAUGUAUUCCUCUGGUGCGGUGGCCCAGUCUCCCAACGGAGACGCAUUAUAUCAAAAGGACGUUAUCACUUGCAUCAAGCCAUUUGCUUGGCUGAACGACGAGAUAAUCAAUGCAUAUCUUGAGGUUGUCGUCCGAUAUCUUGAAAAAUCCACUGAAAAGGGCAAGGGACCUCGGUAUCACGCUUUUAGCAGCUUCUUUUACUCCACUCUUCGGCAAAAAGGUUAUGAUGGCGUGCGGCGGUGGGCAAAACGAGCCAAGAUUGGUGGUGAAAGGUUGCUAGAGGUUGAUAUGGUCUUUGUUCCCGUACAUGAGUCCGCACAUUGGACAUUAAUGGUUGUUCGGCCCGCCGAUCGAACAAUCGAGUACUUCGACUCAUUGUCCGAUCACGGGAUCUCAUCUAAAGUGAAUACGAUCAAAAAGUGGCUAUCUGGGGAGCUGGGAGCCAACUUUGUGGAUGAUGAAUGGUCAGUCCUUUCAUCGGUCUCAUCUCAACAGAACAACGGCAGCGACUGCGGUGUGUUCUUGUUGACAAACGCAAAAGCGAUUGCAUUGAAUAUCGAGCCAACUGCCUUUGGGGCUAAUGAUACAACCUUGCUGCGUCAAAAGAUUGUCGCUGAAAUCAUGAAUGGCGGCCUUCAUGGAGAUUUCAGCCCAAUUGAUUCAACGGGUACUAUCUUGCUUUGA